This is a messenger RNA of Heterotrigona itama, 3188 nucleotides long. Lineage: Eukaryota; Metazoa; Arthropoda; Insecta; Hymenoptera; Apidae. The record is from the annotation of a GenBank genome assembly.
CCGGCCAGCUACGGGAAGAAGAGCAACACCUGGUACACGAGCCCGACCGGAGGUGGUAGCAGAGGUGGAGCAAGCGUCGGUGGUGGCGUCGGAGGAUGGCAAAGCAGACCACCGGCGGUGGCGAGUCUCAGCAGGAAAGCUUCCAUCAGCGACGAAGCACCACCACCUGGAGGUGGAAAACCAUCAUCCGGACUCAAAGCAUCCGAACAAUUCCAGUGCCGCGUCUUGUUGAACCUCCGCACUUCGCAACCGUUCGAGGAGGUGCUGGAAGAUCUUGGACAGGUGUUGAAGAUGAACGGGGCUAAGAGGAUGUUCACGGUGUCAGGUCAAGAGUUGAGGAAUGAAUUCGCCGACGUGGACACUUUUUAUCUGGGCACCGGGUCGGGGAUGGGUAUAGCCGGUGCUGUCAUUACCGCGUCCCCGGCGAGAAGAUCCAGAUCACGUGGACCGCCUGCUGUGGUCGAAGACAUCGGUGGUCGCCAGAGGCGAGCUCGUAGCAAAAGCCGGCCACGUGCUUUGUACGCCCCUGAUUCAGACGUCGUCCGAGUAAACGAUUACAGCGUGGUCGAAGUGCUACGUGACGAGCCGGCCAGAGUGACCAUCCGGGGACUGAGAAGAUCCUUUUAUCCACCUUCCCACCUGCCACCGGUGGACAACUCUCCGCCGGACAAGAAGCUUCAGCUUGAAUGGGUUUACGGAUAUCGGGGCACCGAUACCCGACGAAAUCUCUGGGUUCUGCCGAGCGGCGAACUUUUGUAUUACGUUGCUGCCGUGGCUGUUCUCUUCGACAGAGAGGAAAAUGCACAACGGCAUUAUGUGGGCCAUACGGAGGACAUCACGUGUAUGGAGGUUCAUCCGAGCAGAGAGCUGGUGGCAUCUGGACAAAAAGCUGGUAGGCAUAGAAAAGCGCAGCCACACGUUCGCAUAUGGUCAACAGAGACUUUGCUCACUUUGUACGUGUUCGGAAUGACUGAAUUCCAGAUGGGUGUCUCCGCGUUGGCGUUUUCACAGCUGACCAUGCAGGAAGAUCUGACCGGCGCAGCUUUCCACCCCCUCGACGAUAAUCUGUUGAUCACGCACGGCAGGGGCCACCUGACCUUUUGGAACCGGCGAAAAGACGGCUUCUUCGAAAGGACGGACAUCAUCAAACCUCCGUCCCGUACGCACGUGACGAGCAUCCAGUUCGAGCAAGACGGGGACGUCGUCACGGCGGACAGCGACGGUUUCAUCACUGUUUACUCCGUGGAUGCGGAUGGCGCGUACUUCGUGCGAAUGGAAUUCGAAGCGCACAACAAAGGCAUUAGUUCGCUCGUCAUGCUGUCGGAGGGGACGUUGCUCUCCGGUGGAGAGAAAGACCGCAAAAUUGCCGCGUGGGAUUCUCUUCAGAAUUACAAACGCAUCACAGACACCAAAUUGCCAGAGGCGGUGGGAGGCGUGCGAAGUAUCUAUCCUCAGAGACCGGGGAGGAACGAUGGAAACAUUUACGUGGGAACCACCAGGAAUAACAUUUUGGAAGGUUCCCUCCAAAGGAGGUUCAAUCAAGUCGUGUUCGGUCAUGGAAGACAGUUGUGGGGCCUUGCAGUGCAUCCCGACGACGAGGUGUUCGCCACUGCCGGUCACGACAAGAAUAUUGCUCUUUGGCGCAGACACAAACUCUUAUGGACGACGCAGGUCGGUUUCGAGUGCAUCUGCAUAGCCUUUCAUCCAUUCGGAGUUGCCCUUGCCGCUGGUUCUUCCGAAGGUCACCUCCUGGUGCUCGCCGCGGACACAGGAGCAGCUGUAGCAACCCUCAGAGUUUGUGGCUCGCCCUUGUCAUGCAUUGGCUACAAUCCAACGGGUGAAAUUGUGGCGAUGGGCUCUCAGAAUGGCAGCGUGUACCUCUUUAGAGUGUCCAGAGAUGGAUUCUCCUAUAAAAAGAGCAACAAGAUCCGUGGAACGCAACCAUUGGUGCAGCUCGAUUGGAGCUCUGAUAGCAGAUUUCUUCAGACUGUCACGCAGGACUACGACUUAGUAUUCUGAAUGUGGAACAAUCGUUACUACCCGUUAACGACUGUUUUAACUACGUCGAGUAGGUCAGCAGCUCACGACAUGCUGGUCAGUGGUGACGCAGAAGGUUACCUGAGACUAUUCAGGUAUCCGUGCACCAGUGCUAAAGCUGAGUACGUCGAGGAGAAAGUAUAUAGUUCUCUAGUGGCCUGCGCCAGAUUUCUCUACAACGAUCAGAACGUGGUGACCGUCGGUGGAACCGACGCUGCGCUCAUGCUUUGGGAACUAGUCGACGAGUAGACGAAACGACUACCUCUUGUCAUAGAUUUCGCCUUUGUCUUCUACAGUCCGGCAGCUGGACUACACGAAAUCGCGGGAUGAUCCGUCCCGUCGUGGAACUUUUUUUAAUACCUACGAACGUUUAUCUUAUCAUUGUGCUGGAUACAGUUCAACAACAUGUAUCCGGUUAACUCGUCCUCGGCAGAGGAAUUGUUAUACUUGCCGAUACGAACGUUUUCUCAUUCAACGUGAUUCAGUUACCAGGCACGUUCCAUUCCGACGACAGCGUGCUCGUCAUUUAUUAUCAAAAAUCCAAUUUUAAGAAUCCGACAAUUGUCCGGCAUUCUCAUGGCCUUACGUUUCUAUCUGUGUACCUUUCCAGAGACGAGAAGACAUUUUUAAGUACAGUUUUAAGUACAACACACUUCUCUGAAGAGAAAGAGGAAGUAACUUGAUACUUGUAAGGGAGAACUGUUCUCCGUUUUAACGAAGGGAAGAUGAGAUAUUUGAUAUAUAUAUAUAUAUAUAUUGCGUUGAAACGUUUUCGAUUGUCUUGAAGUUGUGCGCCUUGCAGACGCAAUUGACUUUUCCAAUUUUUAAUUGUCCGUUGCCAUUUCAUACAGCAUCUUACAAAUUUUUCCAAGACAUUUCCUCCUCCGAUAUUUUUGAUUAUCCCCUCGUGCUCGACAUUUGACCAGAAUUUCUUGACAACAUACUCGACAAUAGCAGCAAUAAAGAUCUGUGUCUUUCCUUCUUUCAACUAUUUUGCCAUUGUUGUGUUACGGUUUCUUGUAAUGUGUACAUUUGACGAUAACAGCGGCGAACGAUAAUGUUAUCACUCUACAACGAUGCAAUACAUUGUUAAAGACGUAAUAUAAUGGAAACAAAGUAGGCACACGUUAUAUGUGUAUCUAGUAGUAUUA